Molecule: messenger RNA, 1828 nt
Organism: Pseudomyrmex gracilis
Lineage: Eukaryota; Metazoa; Arthropoda; Insecta; Hymenoptera; Formicidae
Exons: 7
Coding region: 542-1087 (181 amino acids)
Source: RefSeq, a predicted model, not a curated record
GGUCGUUCUCCUUUAUGUUGCUUCAUACUUUCAACAGAAUUAGUCAGUUUCAGCCGACGCACCGCUUCGAUUAUGAAUUAUUACGUCACGAACAAAUUUUACGUAUAACUAUUUCAAAAGAAAACAAAACGCUAUUUAUUAACUAAAAGCUAAAAUCUUUCAUUGGAUUAAGACACUUCAUGUAGAUAUAUGCGUAACACAUGCGUCUUUAAUGUACAAAUUUGAACAACUUAAUUUGAACAAGUAUUACGACGCAUUACUUGGCAUAUAAACAUAAGUUGUAAUUAAACUGUUCAGGCGCAUAUAUAUGUUCGUUAAUGACUAUUUCUAAAAUCGCAAACACAAAGUAGAAAACAAGGAAACUCAACGUGGUAUUUUUGUGUUACAAAGUUAUCACACUAUGAAGACAUACUGUUUCUUUAUAGUUUUACUGAUAGCUGUAACAUACGUGCACGUUACGAUCGGCGCUCUACCGCCAAACAAUACUCUUUUAUUUAAUCCGCUUAUGUUUUUUCCACCAUUUGUUUAGUCAAUAUACGAUAUGCGCUCUACCGAUGAAUGUAUAAACGCAGAGAUUUUAGCCAAUAUUAAUCGUUUGAUUGAUCCGAGUGACAAUCUGUACAAAUUUCCUUGUGGCGGAUGGUUACAGAAUAAUCAAGCACAUCUGUUAUUUUCCAUAAUUGACUUUACUCUCAGUGCUCUUUCUUACUUUCGAGACAAAAUGAUUCAGCUAAACAACAAUCAGUGGCAGAAGGAAAGCUAUACAUUUGACACCGCAAGCGUUGCGAACAAUCUUACAGAAGAAAUUGACGGAACAGUUAUAAUGAAUAAAUUUAUUCAAAAUGCAAUUGACAUCUUACACUUUAAGAUGGAACUGGCUAACUUGACAAGCAUCGUAAAAGACCUCAUGGACGUUGAUACAUUUAUUUCGUUAACAAUCCAUCAAGUGCAAGAGGAAUACGAUAAACAACAUCCCGGAAUGAAAGGGAAGAUUAACUGGCAUUUAACCAUUCGAGAAAUAUUUGUGUCAGAAGGAAUCGCGAUAGAACUGUCUAAAGUGGCGGCUGCAAGGAGUGAAAGAUUAUAGCGAAGAUCAGAUCAACUUCUUACCUUACGCUCAAGUAGUAUAAUAAAAUGUUACGAAUAUAACAAAAAGUAUGAAAACUACAAUCAAUAAACAGACGGUAAAAAUACAUGGACUAUAUUAAAAUCAUAAUUUUUUUUUUACUUUCUCUGCAAAAACUGCUCUGAUGGAAAAGAUACAAAUUACUUCUGACGUUCAUCCUGGAAGCGAAAUUAGAAUUUGCAGCAGCCUUUUAAAUUCUCGUUAAUUCUCGAAAGUUACACUUGCUCUCAGGAAACCUCAAUUAAUCUAAAGAAGUGCAUCCUUUGGUUCUAGGCCGAAGAGAUGAGAGGAAGCAACAUAUCUACAAAUUUGUGAACGAGAUAUUCCUUCUGUAGCAAAUAUUUUGUAAAAUUUACAAUUAUUAUAUUUCUAGAUAUACAUACAAAACUCUGUGAGGAAUUAUAGUAAAAUAACAAUUUUUUUCAAAUUGAAAAGAAAUGUAUAGUUUCAAACGCACAAUUUUUGAUAUAUUUAGUAUGAUUUUAGAUCACUUGUAAUGGGCACAAUGUUUAGAUCAUUCACGAUCUAUCAAAAAGAAAAUUGAUCACUCUAGAUUUCUUGAUGCUCUAUGAUAAAAAGACUAGUUGAAAUUCCUCAGAACUCAGUAUGAUAUCUAUGCGUACGAAACAUAAAUGAAUAUUUAUAUGUAAAUCUUUAUAUGUAAUACAUAUAUGCUUGUGAAGAAAGACAUGCGCAAUAACA